Linum tenue is the source of this 381-nucleotide messenger RNA. The record is from the annotation of a GenBank genome assembly. Lineage: Eukaryota; Viridiplantae; Streptophyta; Magnoliopsida; Malpighiales; Linaceae.
AGCCUGGGGACUUGCAGCUAUAUCUUGGUUCAGUUUCUCAAGUUGUCACCUGAAGAAUCUGCAGAAGAUCCUAUCUACCAUGUGUUAUUGCGGAGCAACGAGGAACAGAAGGCAGCCGGGAAGAGGUGUCGUCUAGUGGUUGCUGCAACCAGAAUUGCUUACCCCAUUUUGGGUUGUGUGCUGAUAGCAACUGUGGUUUACGCUGCGAUGACGGAUGGUUCUCCUUUUCGCAAAGAGGUCCUCCUGGCACCGUGGCAGACGACAACAGUGGUCGACUUCUAUGUACACAUUGUGGCUCUUUUGGUAUGGGUUGUGUAUAAGGAAACAAGUUGGCUAAGUGCUUCUCUGUGGAUACUUCUAUUUGUAUGUUUUGGCAGGUAA